AUGAUUGGAAGUAAAGUCAGGGGAAGUCGAAAACUAUUUUGGAAGAAUGUGAGGCUGGAGUGCGAGCGCUUGCUUGAAGACCAUCUCACAUUGAGCAAGUGGGAACUUCUUACUGCUAUGCAAGCUGUCUGCAUUUAUAUCCUGGUUCGACUGGAUGAGGGUGCGACGGAUGAAAAUGAUUUUGAUUCUUUGUUGCUUGCAGCUGUAUUUGUCACGCUGACAGCCUGGAUCAAAAAUGGGAAGAUUGGAUUUUCGAAGAGUCGGAACGAAGUUUACUUCGAACCAGCGUCCAUGUGCGAUAUGUCCUCGGUUUUCGUGAUAGCCCCAUUACCAGGCCCCAAAGGACUAUGGGAAGCAAAUGAUGAGCUCUCAUGGCAUGUGGAGAGCAAAAACGUUGCCAAAAUUCAGCCUUCCUUUGGAUUGACCAAGAAUGGUCAGGUGGUCAAGCUGCACGAACUUGAGCCAAAUCAUAUGCAUACUUUACCGGGGUCUUAUCCUUUGAAUGUCUCCAAAUCGGAAAGCGCUGAGAAUUGGGAGGAAUGGUGCUCGGGUAUGGAUGGCCUUGGUGGGAUUAUUAUGCUUGCUGCUUCUUUGAUAGUCUAG
Molecule: messenger RNA, 603 nt
Organism: Penicillium cataractarum
Lineage: Eukaryota; Fungi; Ascomycota; Eurotiomycetes; Eurotiales; Aspergillaceae
Exons: 4
Coding region: 1-603 (200 amino acids)
Source: RefSeq, a predicted model, not a curated record